AUACGAUAUUUGCCAAAGCACGUCACUACGUUUCUGCAAACCUCGGAUACACUUGGGAUAGCUCGCUAGCAGCGAGAAGCAAAUGAAGCACUCAAGAUGCUCUGUGGUCGGCUGCACAGAUCCGCACAGAUCUGUACAUAACGUCCCAGCCUCAAAAGAGACGAGAGACAAAUGGAUUCAAUUCAUAUUUGAAGGUAAUGUUCCGGAAAGAAUUGGCAAAAGUCUGUUGGUGUGCGCAAACCAUUUUGAAUUAGACCGUUUUAGCAAUUUGGGCCAAUAUAACUCUGGACUCGCAACGAGAUUGACCUUGCAAGCGGGAUCGAUACCAUCUAUCCGUCACAGUACAGACAAGGGAAUUAUAACAGGAGGGACAGACGGACACUCCAUGGAAGCUGUUGCAGAGCCACGAGCAACGAUGGAUGUUGAAGACCCAGAGCGUGUUUGUGAAGCUUCUAGACCCUCUGAGCAUGGAGAGAAGGAGAACCUGGUGGCUGCUGAACAAGAAGAGGGAAGUAAAGAAACUCAACAUGAAGAACCUGACAUAAAAGAGACAUUCAGCACAUGUUUGAUCGAUGGUUGUGAGCCAGGCAGCACCUCGGAUUCUGAAAAGGAAGAGAGAUUUGAGGUGAAAACCGAGGAAGAGUUUGAGUCAAACAAAGAACGUGUCGCAAUAAAGGAAGACUGCUCAGAGGACAGUCCCGCAGGACCCGACGGCAGUGAGGACACGGAUAUGCAAGAGAUAACUAGUGAGGAGCUAGCAAACACAGACAUGGACACCACGGAGAGCAUCAAUGUGGAGCCGCAGCAGGAGGCUGAUGGCGGUAUGUUGAGGGUCUAUACGGCGGACGACCUCGAUGAGAUGAUGGACAUCGGCACGGUGGAUCAGGUGGAGCAGGAAGCUCAGAUGAAAGCGGAGCAGCAGACUAGCGAGAUGGUCAUGGACGACGGCCGCUCACCUUCCUAUGCAAACAAAGCCUCAAUGACGGAGAUCAGGACCUCUGUGGAGGAGGGAGCUGACGUGAAACCAGCAGUAUGGCUGCCGCCUGCAGAGAAGGAGCUGCUGUCAGGGGACAUGAACGAGGCUCUAGACACGGCGCAGUCCGGCUCGUCUCCGUCGUCUGAGGCCACGGCCACCUCAGGAAGAGACAGCGCAUCACCAGCUGCCACGGUGAACGGGAUGAAAGUAGUCCAGCUGUCGAUCCCUAGAUUAGAGAUUAAAAGCGUUCAGGGGUUCAAGUCGUCUCCUUCGCCGCCUUUGGUCAAGGUGAAAGACGAGCCCGUAGAUGAAGAGUAUGAACACGCUCUGAUACCUUCUGCAUUUGCAGCAGACGUGAAAGAUGAGCCCAACACUACAAAGGAGGACUUGAGGAUCGGAUCGGUCUUCUCUGUGCCCCCAGCCGGCGAAACGCAGCGGCUGCCCGUCUUCUACCCGUCAUCGGUGUACAUGUCCUGUUCCGGCUGCAAGAAGAACCUGAUGAAAGGCCAGACGGCGUUCCAGAGGAAGGGCUCGCCGGCACUCUUCUGCUCCACCACCUGCCUCACCAAGUCUGUCCCUGCGACCAAAGGAGUCACUAAGAUCUGCCACAGCUGCAAAAAGUUUAUAAUACGGCCUCAGGACGUCAUUCUGGUUCCAGAUGCUAAAGGCACCAUGAGGGAAUUCUGCAGCCAGAUCUGCAUGACCUCCUUCAACUACAAACAUAACAACUCCAACUUCAGGAUAUCUGCUGCCAUCAAAACAACUCCAAAACCAAUUUCCCCACAGUCGCUCUGCAGCAUGUGCACAAAAUACUGCAUUAGUAAACACGAGGUGAUCCUGAGCGGCUCCGUCCACAAGAUCUGCAGCGACGCCUGCUUCAACCGCUUCCGCGCGGUGAACAAGUUGUCCAUGGCCGGCUGUGCCAACUGUGGCUCCUACUCCCACAACAGGCCGCUCAUGCUCAAGAUGGAAGACUGCAACAAAACUCUGUGCAACGCAGAGUGUCUGGCCAAGUACAAAGAGAAUACCAAGAUAACCAAGCCCUGUACGAUGUGUCGCACUUCCCGGUUGCUGGAAGAAAUGGUUGACAACAAGAACAGUGAUGACUCUGUGAACCUCUUCUGUAGCAGCAGUUGUGUGAUGGCAUUCAAGGUCCAGACUGUCAGCACAUCAGGUGCUCGGUUGAAUUGUGAUAGCUGUGAGAAAACCUCUGUCCCAGCCUACCACCUGGCCAUGUCCGAUACCUCCAUCAGGAACUUCUGCACUUUACCCUGUGUCAUGGCUUUUCAGGAAAAGUUCAAAAAGUCCCAGAAACAGGUGAACGUUUUUACCAAGCUGCCAGUCGGCGCCCCCCAAAUCCAGACCGGCACUCCCAUCCAAACCCUGCAAGAUGUCCCCAAAGGACCGCUGAAACUGAACUGCUCCCAGUGUGACCGCAACAUAUCUUUUAAACCCGAACUCCUCCAGAUCAAGGACAAGUUGCUUUUCUUCUGCGGCGGAGACUGCGCUCACGAGUACAAGAAAGACAACUUUGUGACGAGCUCGUGUGAAUACUGUAAGAUCGAAAAGAUUACCAGCGACGCCAAGAGGGUUAACAACAGAGACUGCUUCUUCUGCAGCGACGGCUGUAAGCUCCUCUUCAGACACGAGAUGACUAAAAAGUGGGGGAAACACUGUCACUCCUGCGUCUACUGCCACGGCAUGUCCAAGAAGCUGGUGACGGCCCAGUACGGAGGCUCCACGGAGGAGUUCUGCUCCGAGGAGUGCCGGUCCAAAUACACCAUGCUCUUCUGCCAUGUUGCAAAGUGUGACACCUGCGGCCUCAAAGGGAAGCUGAAGCAGAGUCUUCCCAUUCUGGGGGGAGUCAAACACUUCUGCAAUCUGAGUUGCCUGCUACACUUCUGCUGCGACACAGUGGCUGCGCAGGGCGAUGUUGUCAUAGGAUCUGCAGGUCCUGAGGAGGCCACGCCUGUCAUUGCCAAUGUCGUCUCACUUGCUGGUCCUCAGACACGGAAUUCAAGCGCUUCCAAAAGAGCCGCCCAGCAGCAACACCCAAACGCAGGCACAGUCUUCCAAACAAAGAACUCUGGACAUAGUGGUACUCAGACAGAUGCAGUGAGUGGCCAUCUUCCAAAGAUCCUGAAGAACAAGGCUGUGCUCUGCAGACCGCUGGUGCAGAACAAAGGGGUCACCUGUAAAACGCAGACCGCCGAUGUCGAAGCACAGACAGAUGACGUUUACCCUCAAAUCAUGGUGGUUCCUGUGCCAGUGCCGGUGUAUGUCCCCGUACCCAUGAACAUGUACAGCCAGUAUGCUCCCAAACCUCUGGGCCUGCCAUUGCCGGUGCCUGUACCCAUGUUCCUUCCUGUGACCCUGGACAGCGCCGAGCGCAUCAUGGAAACCAUCCAGGAGAUCAAGCAAAAGAUCCCGUCGGACCCCUUCGAGGCUGAACUCAUCCUCAUGGCCGAGAUGGUGGCAGAACAGAAUGAGAAGAAUGACAAGGAGGAGGCACCAAAGGAGAAAGGGAUGGAGAAGGAGAGAGACCGACAAGAAGCAGCGGCUUCAGAUGACGAAGCCAGUAACUUCUGCGAUGACUUGGACACAGAGGAAUUGGCCAGUUUCCUCAACAACUGGGAGGACGGCACCUCUGAGGCGGGUCUGCGGUCUCCUGGGCGACCGUGCGGGCUGGAAAAGCUCCACGCCAUCCUGGAUAUUCCCACCGUAGCGACCAAUGAGCCUUACUCCGAACCCCUGGCUCCAGUGGCGACUCCCAUGGACGUCGAAGCUGACUUCGCUGUCGAAACUCUGGAGAGGAUGGCCCGGUUGAGAGAGCAGUCCGAGCGAUCCCCGAGCCCGCCGCCUGCCGCCACGCGACGACGACAAGCUCACCGUAAAGCUCGAGAAAAGAGGGGUCGUAAGGUCCAGCGGCCGUUGAAGGCAGCUGAACCGUUGCCUCAAAAAGGCGCCUCCAACAAGACCGUCGCCGUGGACGUCCCAAAACUGAAGAGUCAAUAUGGAGUCGACGCCUGGAAGCGAUGGAUUCAAUGGAGGCAAACUCAACCCAACUUGGAGAAGCCACGCUUCGGUUCACGGCCCAUAGAGUUGAAGGAGGAUGUUCUUUGCUCCACCACUGCCGAGCUGAGCUACGGCCUCUGCUGCUUCAUCACCGAGGUGAAACGACCCAACGGAGAGCCGUAUUCCCCCGACAGCCUGUUCUACCUCUGCCUCGGCAUUCAGCAGUACCUAUUUGAGAACGGUCGUGUGGAGAACAUAUUCAUGGAUCGGUUCUACAACAAGUUCUCCACUGAGUUUAAUGAUAUGCUACGAGAUUUCAAACCCUCGAUCACAGCAAGUGGUUACAUCCACUCCCGGGUGGAGGAGGAGUUUCUGUGGGACUGCAAACAGCUGGGGGCGUACUCUCCCAUCGUCCUCCUAAACACUCUGCUCUUCUUCUGCUGCAAAUACUUUGGCUUCACCAAGGCGGAGCAGCACCGCCAGCUGUCCUUCGCCCACGUCAUGCGCUGCACCAAGACCAACGCGAACAAAACCAAGACCACCUUCCUGCGCUUCUACCCCCCUAUACCCCCAAACGAACCAGAGAAAGAUCUAGAGGUUCCUGUGAAGAAGCGUAAGGAGGAAGGUAAAGAGAACAUUCUGGAAAUGAUUGAGAACACAGAGAACCCUCUCCGCUGUCCAAUCAGACUCUACGAGUUUUAUCUCUCCAAGUGCUCGGAGUCGGUCAAGCAGCGCACCAACCUGUUUUACCUUCACCCCGAACGCUGCUGCGUCCCCAACAGCCCCCUGUGGUUCUCCUCCACCCCUCUGAAUGACAGCACCAUGGAGGGCAUGCUCGUCCGCAUCCUCACCGUCAGAGAGCUUCAUCUUGGGAAGAGGAAAGCUGAAGGGACGGAGCAGAAGACAUCUGAGGAUGCACCAUUUAUACCAACCGAUGAGGAUGAAGAAGAGGAUUCAGAGUGAUGUAGAGCAGAAGUGACCUUUUUAUUAGCAUAGGAGCCUUUUGGUGUACAUGGAAAUUCUCAUUUGAUCAUGGCCCAAGAAAUGGACAAUGGAGUAAAUAUCUGAUAGACAAAUUACAAUUUAAAAGUCCUACGGCAAUAUGUCCUUUUGUGUUUUAUGGAUCAUAUUUUCCCUAAUUGUUUUUAUUCCUUUUAUUUUAGUUGUGUAUUACCUUUUUUUGUGUGUAUUUUUUGUCUAGGCAUAUAAUCACACUGAAAACUGCUUUGUGUGAAGUAAAUCUGAAUACUCAACAGUCAGUGACAAGCAGUAUAAGUUGACCUUUUUUAAGAGCACAUUUCUAGAUCCUGUAUUCUUUUAUACCCUGAACUAAAUCAGAAACUUAAGUACUUGGAAUUCACAGAAAGUCAAAUUUGAUCAAAUGAAAAAAAUGUUUUCAGAUAUUUGAAUGCAUUAAAGAAGUAUAUCAUCACUGUUUUCUCUUAAGUGACAUUUAUUGAUAUCUGGGCAAACUCUCCACAAAUGUUAAGGACACUGACUUGAAAAGUUUAAUGUUUUUGACACAUUGGUUCAUCACUUUGUGCAUAACCAUGUAGCCUACAGGCCCUUCAUGUACAUCCGGCAUAUGUAUAUUCCUUACUAUGGCUGCCAAUGUCCUGAGUAUUUUCUAUUGUAAGUUGUUUUUUAAUAAAAAUAAUUCCAGAGGGAGUUGUUUUAUGAGAACAGAAA
Molecule: messenger RNA, 5680 nt
Organism: Pungitius pungitius (ninespine stickleback)
Lineage: Eukaryota; Metazoa; Chordata; Actinopteri; Perciformes; Gasterosteidae
Gene: zmym4.1
Product: zinc finger MYM-type containing 4, tandem duplicate 1
Exons: 27
Coding region: 83-4954 (1623 amino acids)
Molecular function (GO): zinc ion binding
Source: RefSeq, a predicted model, not a curated record